Molecule: messenger RNA, 5680 nt
Organism: Trichoplusia ni (cabbage looper)
Lineage: Eukaryota; Metazoa; Arthropoda; Insecta; Lepidoptera; Noctuidae
Gene: Grip163
Product: gamma-tubulin complex component 6
Exons: 16
Coding region: 378-5405 (1675 amino acids)
Biological process (GO): spindle assembly; mitotic cell cycle; microtubule nucleation
Cellular component (GO): equatorial microtubule organizing center; gamma-tubulin complex; spindle pole
Molecular function (GO): gamma-tubulin binding; microtubule minus-end binding
Source: RefSeq, a predicted model, not a curated record
UAUUAAAUAUUUGCCGUGGUUUUAAAAGCUAUCUAUUGUGUGUUUUUGCAAUAUCAAACACAAUAAGUGUAUACAAAGCUUGAUCCGUUCAUACUGUUUCCAUGACAAUUAUCGGACAUGUCAAAAUUAAAAGUCAAACGAUGUCUUCUUGACGUCGAAAUUCAGAAUUUCUGACAAUUCUGACGAGUGACGACUGUCAAACAAAGUCGGAGUCGGAAGAUACCGAUAUAUUGAUAUCCGUGGAUGUUGUGUAUUUUGUUUAGUAAAAUGUUAUAUUUAUAUUUUCUAUGCGUGUAACCAAUAUUACUUAAUGGUUGUAUGUAAACAGUAAUAUUUGAACUUCGGUUUAUACAGAUUGUGGAACAUAACUAGGAAUUAUGUCUGGAAGUUCGGCAAAAUCGAACAAUGAAGAUGCGGGUGUUUACGACCUUCUCUCGGAGCUCUGUUCGAAAACAGCCGGAAAAUACUGCAAUCAGAAUAGAAUCUCACAAAAGCGGCUAAUGACUAAAAUGAGAUCCCAUGCAUACGAAAUAAUUUUAAAGAAAUCUGCGAAAGACUUUUCUACAUCGAAGGGAGAGCCUAUCGUUGACUUGCUAUCCUAUUAUUUUGUGUAUCAACAAAAUGCUAGGAAUGUUGCUGAGUAUAAAAGAACUGUUGAGUUAAAGAAAAUAAUAAGCACCAUUCGUCAUACUGAUUUUGGUGAAAGUAAAGAAGUUGUAUACAAUGUAUUGAGAUUGUUGAUUGGGCUGAGUAAUACUGUUAGUGAGGAUUUAUCAUCUGAAAUGUUUCAAAAUCCAUUCACUUUUGGUCUUCUUGAUGAAAUGCUUCCAAAGCCUAAGAGAGAAGCAUUUGGUUCUCCUCAACCUUAUUCAUAUUAUCCAUCACAUGUAUUUGAGCUGCCAUUCUCAUUAAAACGCCAGGGGGCUAUGUUGGACAGCCAAAGGUCUCAAACAUAUACUGAGUACACUGUGGAGAGUUUUGAUUCCAAAUCUUUUUUACCAGAAUCUACACACUCACAUGCGCCAACUCAAGUGGAGUUAAAAACCUUUCUCAGUCCGAUGUCCCUUGCUUCACUUACAUCCACACAUCUGUCCCCAUAUUCUGAGAGUACAAUGUUAAACUACCCACGACUGACAGCACCAAGAGAUUUACAUAUACCGGGGUCAUUGUCCAAUGAUGCAAAUAUAAGGAUAUCAUUAGCAAGUACAAAUAUAAAAUCAGAUGUCAAGGAAGUCUUCAGAGCUAAAACUGAUGAUGAUGUGGACAUAUGGGAGCUAGCCACACAGGUUGACAAGGAUAUUCCUGAUGAUAUCUGGGAAAUUGUUUGCAAGUUACCUCCAAUUAAUGAAAGACAGUUGCUAGCAUCCUCGUCUAGAGAGCUCGGCCUAUGGCGACAAACUUACGGCGGUUGUCUCACAGAGUUGAAUGUCAUAUCUGAAAAGCAGUUUAUCAGACAUAUCAUGUAUUUAAUCAUUGGUGUUGAAACAAACUCAUUUCCAUUCAGUCAGGAAACAAACAGUUUCUACAUGAGAGACAAUUUAGUUCUAGAAUGUAUAUCAAAGGAACACAUACAAGGUUUUGUCUCAGAGCUAUUGCUAGUCGGCAAUUAUUAUAGACGCCUUUAUAAAUUUGCAUUUAAUGACAGUUUGGAAGAUCAUUUUCAUAGCAAUGGAUUGGUUUAUGAGGCAGCAAGAGACGUAAUAAGGCGAUAUUUACUAGAAUUCCGCCUGAUCGCUACUCAGAUAUACGAGGAAUCGUGUAAGAACAGUGAUGAGGACUUAAACUGUAUGCCGACAUUAUUACAAAUACUAAACCACAUGGAGCCACUGAAAUAUGAAAUAGAAACUAUUGCGUCUAUCUACAAAGUUAUUGAUUCAGAUUCUAAAGGUGUUAUUCCUCACGGUGCAGAGCUAAUGUCGUACUUGUUUAACGAAAUAUCGCUGAUUACCCACAGGCCUACUACGUUGACAAUGUUCAACUCCUUAUUUUCAAUCUGCCGGGUUUAUUUCAAAUUUAUCGAAAGAUUUAUAUUCGAAGGCGAACUAGAUGACAGAUAUAACGAGUUCUUCAUUCGUAAAGACAACCAGUACGUGAACUGUCGCUCUAAGAGGUACUGGGAUAAAGGGUUCCAUAUCACGCAGAGCGUGGCCGUGCCAGAGUUCCUGAAGUCGUUGGCUAAGUUUAUACUGCUGUGUGGGAAGUCUUUGAGAUUAUUGAAAUUAUGUAACCCUUCGGACCCACUAGUCCUGCUGAUAUCUUCAGACCAUCCAUCAGUCAAGUGUUGCGCCAGUUUCCAAGAGCUAGAGAACCAACAGCAAGUCCUCGACGUAUAUCGUACACGGUGUCUGUUCGUCAGCGGUGAACUUGUCACCUUCGAUCAGAUUCUACUGAAGAGGGAGGCGGAAAGGAAAGCCUUCACUGAAAUGGCGUCAUUGAAGCAAGCGGAGACUAUGGAAAAGAUUAUUGCUGAACGCAAAAGACUAGCGCAAUUAAUAAUAGCCGAGAAGCAACACUCCUUAAGAGUUCUAGAAGCUGCUAUGGCUGAGGCCAAAGCCGCUAAGAGCAAAGCUAAGCUACGCGAGAAAUUGCGACAUGAACUGGAACAUAACGCGGAAAAAGCAUCCGACGAACUGGACGCUAAAUUAAGGGAUCAGGAAAAGAACAAGAUAAUGGAGUACUACUCAAAACUCAACAUGGAAGUAGAGAAAAGUAAAAUGCACACGGAAUGGAAGAUAAAACGAUUACAGCUAGAUCAAAGCAGAAUGCAAUUACUAUCAACUGAAGAACGAAAUCUAAAACGAGAAAAGUUUGAACUUGAACAUCAGAAAUAUGAAGACGUCAUGGCGAUGUCUAUACAAAGCGAUUUUAAAUCAGAGGAUGACCUUAAUACUAAAGAAAGUGAAGAAAACAAUGACGAAGAUGUCAACAAUCAAGUAUUACAAUCUACCCCGUCAAAUAAUGUGGAACUGGUUGAAGAACCUACAGUCAUAACAGAAUUUGAUAACAAUAAAAUAAAAUCACAAACUUCUACUGCAGUAUUUAAUGCCAUAUGUAAUGUGGCGAAAAGCUUUUUCGGCGUUUCUAAGAGUCACGAUGACAAUAAAUGUGAUAAUAAUAAAGAGCUUGAUGGUCAAGGAAAUGUUGUUAAAUCAAACCCUGAAGUUAACUCUAAUGCUGUCCACACUCAGUCAUCCAAUGAAAUAGGAAGCAAAUUAGACGACGUGUUCGAUAACUUACAAUACCACAAAAUGAGACAAGAAGCUUUAACGAAUAAACAAAAAGUCAUGUCUCACGAAUUCGGGCAACUAGAUAAAGAAAAUAAUCAGCUAAAAGACCCGCCGUUAAUAGAAAUUGCGUCGAUUGAUGAAGAAAAUAAUGUUGAAGACUGGUCGCCUUUCAUGGAAGCUAAACGUAAUAAAUUAAAGGUUUUGGGAGCUGAGUUUGAGAUCUUGAAGCCAGAUAUUAAAAUAGCCUCUGAACCUAGAACUGACGCCCAGAAAGAAGCAUUAUUGAACAAACAGAAAGUAUUAGGAGUUGAAUAUAACCUGCCUGCUGAGAAAGCCGCUAAAAAGGAACCGUUAAAUGAGGCUCAAGAAGAGGCAGUACGUAAUAGAAAAAAGGUUUUAGGCGCCGAUUGUGAGGUGGAUGCAGUUACUGGUAGUCCCAAAAGAGAGAACUCUAGACGGCUGGGUUUGACGUUAAAUUUGAAACCGUAUGGAGAUGUAUCCACAACAAGCACUUAUAGACUAGGCAUGACGCCGAACACAGGUGCUGUUACACCAGGAGAUUAUUUCCCAAGGCUUGACCUGGAAACACCAACAACAGCUGAUGUACCACUAGAAAGUGCAUUGACUGCAGAUUUAUUCACACCUAGAAGCGAAACAGGUAAAGAUUUAGAAACAAAACAAAAGGACAAGGAGUUUCUAUCGUCCGAAGGUUUUAACUUCCCAUUAAUUGGGGAUGAUGAAAACGGGGAAUCAGAAGCUACUAGCGAUGCCCAAACAGGUGAUACCCCAGACGAAUCUCCAUCUAAGUCAUCUGGGUUACCAACAGUCAAAAACCUGAAAUCCAAAUACUCGUUUUUCAAUAUAUUAGAUGGCUCAUACAGUCCAGAUGACUUCGAUCCGUUCGGUAUCAAAGAGCUGAAAUCGUUCUCGAAAGACCACUUCACAAGUAAAAUGAACUUAGCAAUGAAUAGUUCUUGUUAUACCCAUCCUUCGCUUAUAAUGGAAGAGGUUAAAAAACCUCCUUACAAUAAUAUAUUUGCGUCUCAUUUUGGCUCGGACGAGGAAGAACAGAAGAAGAUUACUUGUGACAACAUCGCCACGCUAACAGCUUGCUUACAAAGAUCUGUGAUGUUACCGCUAACGUAUCAACUGGAAGUGGUUAACAACUCCAUUCUCACCUACUUCCUCGUUAACUUAGAUAUGUAUGAACAUCUAAGGAGUUUAAAAGAUUAUUUUUUCUUGAUGGAUGGAGAAUUUUCUCGCAGUAUAUGCCAUAAUUUGUUCGCUAAACUAGUCAAGACUUUAAACCCUCAAGAGUUGCUGAACUUCGCUACCUUACAUAAUAUAUUGGAUAAGGCUUUGGGGUCUUCUAUAUCACAUGUCCACAAGUUUUCGGAGAAUUUAUCCUUCACGAUAACUGAAUCUCCAUUGAGUUUCCAACACAGCUCACCAGAUGUCUUACAGUGUCUAUCACUCACGUAUUCAGUGAGUUGGCCGUUAAACAUAAUAUUGUCGCAAGAGGCGUUGCUGCGGUAUGCCAAAGUAUUCCAAUUUCUGAUCAAAAUGAGACGAAUAUUCUGGGUAUUGGGUGAAGAUUUUGAAUCUUUAAAACUAUCAGCGAAAGUAACAGGACAGCAUUCAAGAAAACUGCUCAGGUCACCUCAGUACAUAUCCAUACAAAUAUACAGGCACAUGAUGGCAUCCAUGAUUCGCGCGCUAGACAACUACAUUGUCACAACUUGCAUACUAACUUCUUGGACGGAGUUCGAGAAUGAUUUGAAGAAAGCUCGCACCCUAGACGAUCUUUACGAGUGUCAUGUGGUGUAUAUUAAGAAAGUACUGUUUAGAUGCCUGCUGAACAACAGAUCGACGCCUGUUAUGAAGCUGCUAAAUGAUAUUUUUACAGUGAUAUUGAAGUUCAGUCGAGUUUUGAAAGCAGGAGAAUGGCAACAAAAAGAACCAAACGGCUGUUUCACACACUCAAGUUUCAUACAACUUGAAGAACUAUUCCAUUUAUUCGAAAAGCUUGCUAAAUACCUACAUAAAGUCGUCACGAAACUUAUGGAGUGUGGCUACCAAAGACAUCUAGUGGAACUCUUGACUAUGGUCAAUUUGAACGGAUAUUAUGAUCCGGAGAGGUCGAAAGAAGAUACAAAUAACACAAUUCAAUCUCCUUGAAAGAUAAGGUUAAAGGAGGAAAGUUUGGUAACUUAUAUAUUGAAUCUGUACAAAUUGAGUAGAUGUUUAUAUGGUAUGUUUGCAGAAAUGAGUCUGAGAUUAUAAGAUAUUUAUGCAUGCAAUCAUUGACGGAAUACCUGAAACCUGAAAAUGGGACUAGGGUCUGUAUAACAAGAGAUCUGGAUUUUGCUAUACUAUGUCAUUUGGAAGAACUUACUUAGGAGCUCGAUAUUUAACCUAAUUAAAGUUUUGUUUAUUAUUACUUUAACACCAAA